GGAUUAGGACCCCCACAAAGAAAACCUCCAGAUUACAGGGCGGAUUCCUUGUGGGCGAAUUGUCCAUUUGUCCUUCACAUUAUCCUGUUCCUCUCUAUCAAAACACACUAUCACGCACACUACUUGGACACUACAGUACUGAUAAAUUGAUGCGAAAUUGAAGCAUCAAAUCUCUUCUAGACUGUAUAUGGGUGAUGGGUUAGCUGCAUCAAAACCCAAAGAUGCAGCAAAUUCAACCCUUAUCUCCGUUUCAUCGACCCGUAACUCUCUGUCCCAGAUUUUACCAUACAAUAGUAAACCCAUUGAACAUAAUCUCUUUCUCUUCUUCUCCUCCUCCGAUCAGUAGCCGUCGGCUUAGAAAGUUCUUUCCGCGCAAAAUCCUAAAGGAACCUUCGAAACCGAGUCUCAAACGUCUCACUUCUCGCAUCGUCGAACUCACUCGCAGACGACAACUGCUUCAGGGUUGUGUUCAUUGCGGGGACAUAGAUUCUGCUCUUAGGGUCUUUGAAGAAAUGUCGAAGCUGGAGAGCUGUGGUGUUGACAAUGUUACAUAUGGCACAUUGGUGAAGGGUUUGGGUGAUGCUCGGAGAAUUGAUGAAGCAUUUCAAAUCCUUGAAUCUGUGGAAAGAGGUACCGCUGCAGGAAAUCCAAAGUUGUCAGCACCAAUUAUUUAUGGCUUGCUGAAUUCUCUUAUUGAAGCAGGUUAAGUUUGUAGAUAUAGCAAAAUAUGGUUCUUCUGUUAUAUUUGUAAAAGUGCCACCGAUUUGAUAGUGGAUUUCAAGUCUAUAUGUGGUUCAAAUUUAAACUGUCUGGAGUAGCAUAGUAAUAGUGUCAGAAUGUAGUUGUUUUGGCAUACAAGUUAGUGUUUACUUACCCAAAAAAAAGUUAGUGUUUCUAUAUCUUGCAUCAUUAUAGUACUCAACAUGGCGAUUGGAACGAAUUUGGCUUAUGGAAUUCAAAAUGUAGUGAAAGUGGUUGUGGUAUUUUGUUGGCCGAUGCUAACCUUUAGAUCCUGUUGGAGUCAAUGGUUAUUGGAAGCAAAAAGUGAUGCUUAAACCUUAAUUUUCAAAUUAGAAUUAAAAAUAUUUAAUUUUUCUUUGGUGUUGAGAAAUUUUGAAAUUUCAGUGUGACAUUCUAAUCAAUUUCAACCUUUGAUUGCUAAGAUUCCAUUUUUAGACCCUUUUCAACAUAAUAUGAUUUCAAAUUAUUUUGAGCAAAGAAUAA
Messenger RNA from Ilex paraguariensis (yerba mate), 1224 nucleotides. NCBI's taxonomy places the organism in Eukaryota, Viridiplantae, Streptophyta, Magnoliopsida, Aquifoliales, Aquifoliaceae. The record is from the annotation of a GenBank genome assembly.